Messenger RNA from Capronia epimyces CBS 606.96, 1275 nucleotides. RefSeq names its product acetyl-CoA acyltransferase. Gene Ontology annotation, molecular function: acetyl-CoA C-acyltransferase activity. The record is from RefSeq and is a predicted model, not a curated record. The transcript is spliced from 4 exons. Gene Ontology annotation, cellular component: peroxisome. NCBI's taxonomy places the organism in Eukaryota, Fungi, Ascomycota, Eurotiomycetes, Chaetothyriales, Herpotrichiellaceae. Gene Ontology annotation, biological process: fatty acid beta-oxidation; phenylacetate catabolic process. The coding region runs from base 1 to 1275 and encodes 424 amino acids.
AUGCCCGCCCAUCAACGACUCGACGCCCUCGCCGGCCACCUCACCUCGGCCGCCAGUAAUACCCCGGCGCCACCGUCACCCGGACUGAAGAAGAUCCUGGAGAAGAAGGAAGAUGAUAUUGUCAUCACAUACGCCACCCGCACGCCGUUGACCAAGGCACGCAAAGGCGGACUCAAAGACACGCCGACGGAAGAGCUGCUAAUCCACAUCCUACGGGCGGUCCGGGAGAAAUCCGGCAUCGACCCCAAUGUGGUGGAAGACGUGUGCGUGGGCAACGUGUUGACGCCGGGCCCAGGCUUCCACGCCCGCAGCGCCGUACUGGCUGCCGGCUUCCCUGUCAGCACAGCGGCCAGCGUGGCGAGUCGGUUCUGCUCGUCGGGCUUGCUGGCCAUCCAGACCAUCGCCGGCGCCAUCGCCCUCGGGGCCAUCCAGGUCGGCAUCGCCGUGGGCUGCGAGAGCAUGUCGAGCCACCAAGACAUACCGCCCGUUCUAAGCGACGCCAUCACCUCACACCCGGUGGCCAGGGAUAACCUGCAGCCCAUGGGCUGGACGUCCGAGAACGUGGCUCGUGAUUUCCACGUUUCACGCGAGGCCCAGGACCGUUACGCCGAGAUGUCUCACACCCGGGCCGAACGUGCACGGUCACAAGGCUGGAGUGCCGACGAAAUCACCCCUGUCACCACUCGGUGGGUCGAUCCCCAGACUGGCGAGGCUCGCACCAUCACCGUCGACCAGGACGACGGCAUCCGGCCGGGCACGACCUACGACCGUCUCUCCACCAUCAGGCCGGCUUUCCCGCACUGGGGUCCAACCACUACGGGCGGCAACGCGUCUCAGGUCACAGACGGUGCCGCGGCAGUGUUGCUGAUGAAGCGCUCCACGGCCGAGAAGCUGGGCCAGCCCAUCAUGGCCAAAUAUGUCACCAGCACGGUGGUCGGGUUGGAGCCGCGUAUCAUGGGCAUUGGUCCAUCCCUGGCCAUUCCGAAAGUGUUGGGCUUGACCGGUCUGACCAGGGAGGAUGUUGAUUUGUGGGAGAUCAACGAAGCGUUUGCGUCGAUGUACGUCUAUUGUGUGGAAAAGCUCGGUCUGGACGUGAACAAAGUCAACGUCCGUGGUGGAGCCAUUGCAAUCGGCCACCCGCUCGGCUGCACCGGCACUCGCCAAGUGGUUACGGUCUUGUCGGAGCUGCGUCGGCGCAAGGCCAGAGUUGCGGUGACGAGUAUGUGUGUCGGCACUGGGAUGGGUAUGGCGGGUGUUUUUGUGUCUGAGGUGUGA